Messenger RNA from Anolis sagrei ordinatus, 3356 nucleotides. RefSeq lists its product as uncharacterized. The record is from RefSeq and is a predicted model, not a curated record. Lineage: Eukaryota; Metazoa; Chordata; Lepidosauria; Squamata; Anolidae.
GUGCGCCCAGAGCAAGCUCGUUGGCAUCUCCGAUUGGCUGCUGGACGGCUUCGAGGCCUAAGUGACUCCUCCCUUGAUGGUGGGUCUUUAAACAAGCAGGAAACAUUCCUAUGAGCUUGGAAACUGCCUCUUCUGAAUCCUCUACUGCAUGAAUGGAAAGAUGUAGAUAUUUUCUGGCUGUGCAGACACCUGGUUUUGAAGGCUUGUACAGAUGGUGUAUGGAACUGGGUCAGAUGCAUCAGAGAACCUCGACUCGCAUCACAUUUACAUUUCCUUCUCUUGCAUAUGGGUCACUGGUGCUCGGACUCCUGUGAGCCUUUCCUCUGGUGCAUAAACGUCUACUGAAAUACAUCUUCCGGUUUUCUUUGACAACAAUGAGGCGUGAUAGGCCACAAGAGCGGGCUGCCAGCUGGCCGGCAGAGCACAUCAAGGUGCUACUUGCCCUCUGGACUGAGGCAGCGGUCACUCAUGAUCUGAGCUCUCAUGGGAGAAACCGUGCUGUCUAUGAUGGCAUUUCUCAACGCCUUGCGGAAAUGGGCAUUUAUCGAACUGGGGACCAGUGCCGAGAGAAAAUGAAAGGCCUGAAAGUGGCCUAUCGCAAAGCUAAAGAAAAUAACUUAGUGGGGCGGCCACCCAUCAAGUGUCCAUUCUAUGAUGAGAUUGACCAGAUUAUGACACAGUAUAUAAAUUGCAGGCCAGGUUUUCCUUCAGAGGUCGGUGAGGGGUCCAGCAUCAGUGCAGACAGACAGGAAGUCCUCUCUCUAUCUGAGCCCUGGGGAGCCCAGUCCAGCAUCUCUGAGCGUUGGGGUCCUCAAGCUUCUGGGCACUGGUUACCACCGACUGCUGCCUCUGAAAGUCAAGGGACUGAUGAAUUCAGCUUCGUCCAGGCAGAGUCUCAGGAUGCCUUUAGUGAGAUCCAAGUCAUUCCAGUUCAGGUGAAGGAAGAGGAAUCAGAAGAUGAAAUAUCACCUGAGCUUGAUGCCUCCUCUCCGAUAGUGAUAGAACCUGCACCAAGACAUCUCAUCUCUAUGCUUGAUCAACGCCCCCAUCUUCGAACGCGGAAGCAAAAAGCUCAGGGGGAUGGGCAGUCCAGCUACCAAAGGGGACAGCCCCAGAAAUACGGCCAUUCACAUCAGCUGGAGCUGCAGAAAAUGCAGAGACAGGUUGCUAGUCAGGCAGAGGAGAAGCAAAGUUUAGCAGAGUUCAUUCAGCACGAUAAAGACAUGCGCCGUGAGGAUAGAGAGUUCCAAGCCCAGCUCUUUGAGAAGCUUUUCCAGAAACAAACUGAGCUUAUCCAAGCCCUCACUCAGCGACCUCCUCCCAGUCCAACCUCUACUGCCUGCACCAAUGUUCUGCAAACCUACCAGGUGCCUGCAAAGGCUGGAGCAGGAACAACAACAACUCCAGGUCCUGGCUCACAGCUACAGGCCUUACUAGAACAGAUAGUGCAAGCUGAAGGAUCAGGGAAGGCCUUGACUAGACUUGCAGUGAAGGAAGCACUAGGAGGAACAGUGAAGGUGCCCCCCGACGUGCAGUACUGGACUGCUGAAGAGAUACUGAGGUGGCUACUGUCUCAGCAGUCUCCUGGAGACCAAUGCCAAGAAUUGCCAACAGGCUCGAGGCAGUUUCCUGGUGCAGGGCACAUAGGAACAAUUGGGAAAAGUGAUAAUCCAGAGGCACAUCUCUCUGUUAUGAAUCCAUUACAUGAGUCUUACCAAAAUCCAGUGCUGGAAAAGAAAGACCAACUUCACAGCAAAGCCCAGCAACUCUGUGGCAGCACUUGCACUAAAGCAUUAGAAACAGACACAGACUUAGAGACCCAGCGCCACAGUUUCAGGCAGUUCCGCUACCAGGAUGCAGAGGGACCUCAAGAGGUCUACAGGGGCUUGUGGCGCCUUUCCCACCAAUGGCUACGGCCAGAGGUUCAUACCAAAGAGCAGAUCAUGGAACUUCUGGUUGUGGAGCAGUUUUUGAACAUUCUCCCGGAGGAGAUUCAGACCUUGGUUCGUGAAUGUCAGCCGGAAAAUGGCAAGGAGGCUGUGGCUCUAGCAGAAAGGUUCCAGCUUCACUUUGAGUCAAAGAGGCAACGGGAUCGGACACGAAUGGCAUCUGAUGACAUAGUAACAGAUCCCUCCCAUGAAGAACUAGAUGAGAAUCAGAGACAAUCCUGCAUCAAAGACAAUCAAGAGAAGCCUAGGAGGGUUGACUCUCAUGGUACAGAAACUCACCUUCGGCUGAGAAAGAGGCCAAAGCCAGGUCCAAGGGAACGGAUUGUAUCCAAACAGGAGGAAGAACACGAAGAGGCAACGACAAAGCAAAGGAAGCUGAUUAAUAACAUAGAGGGGCCGGAGACAAUGGAUGCGGGUGAAAAAAUAAAGCAAAUGCCAAGUUAUGUGCCAGGAAAGCAAGGUGGGAAGGCAAAAGCUCGGGGGAGAUCUGUUCCAGGAUGUCAUGCUUCUGUCACUGGAGAGAAUCAGAUUGAAGGAGGAGCCAAAAUAGAUGGAAGUGGCAGAGUUUCAGAAGCUCUGAAUGGAAUACUCUUGCCUAAGCCAUUGAACAAGCAGAAGGGACCAGCUGAGCUUGGGCCUUCUCGGUUGGUUUUUGACAAGGUUGGCUCCCAACGUGGAAAUGAUGGCCACAUGUCUCCUGAGGUUGAUGGACCAUCACUCAGUGGCAGCAUUGACAUUUUACUGGAUUCUCCCUGGAGUGGAAAUGGCAGUGGUGACAUAACACAUGAUGGCCCAUCUGAUCCCAGCAUGCUACCAUCUUGUGCCAGAUGCACCAUGUUGAAGGCUGAGCUGGAUACUGUACGUGAAGAGCUCAGACGAACGCAAGCUUCCACACUGUAUGGGCUGAGUGGAACAGCUUUACAAGAUUUGUCAGAAGCCCUUGGUACUGUUGUGCACAUUCUCAGCAGCAGGAAAUCCCUGCCCAACACUAGUGCGUCCCAGAAUGUCACUGAAAUUCCCAGUAGGCCAGGAUGGCGAGACAGAAAUCACUUCUGAGACAUCACACAGGCUGAACAUAGACCAGCAUCAAUAAAUUCAGCAGCAAUAUCGACAACACUAGGAUGAGGACUUAAUUUUUAAAAGAAGGAAACUGCUCUCAGUUCCUAGUUGUUUGAGACUUACAACUUACCCUUGCUACGUUGAUCCCCUCCCCAUCCUGAUAGUGCAUCAUGUCAAUUGUUCAGAUUCCAAUGGACUCCGGAGCGGAUGCUCUUUUGCCCAAUGUAUGAGAAAUGUUGAUUAUUACCUUGUAUUUUUAAACCAACCCUACAUUUUGUUUGUUUUUUAUACAGUAGUAGCUGUUUCUUCCCUUUCCCGCUUGGGUCUAAAUAAAGCUACUGGGAAUGA